GCCAUGGAAGGCAAGGCUGAGGCAGCGCAGGCCUGCGUGACGAAAACGCUCCCAUUUUAAAGGUGAUCACCAGGGUUACCAGCCGCAAAUACUGCAAAACCCACAACAUUUCGCUAUCUUUACUAAUAAUUCCGCAUCUCGAAUGCCCGGCCCCUCUCCCCACAAGAUGGCCGCCACCCCUGAGGAGACCGCUGGGGGGGGGGGAGCGGGGCGGGGCGCGAUCGCGGGGAGCCCGGAGGAGACGGAGAGAGAGAGGAGGGGAGCGGGGAGGCGGCGGCGCCAUGGGGGAGCUGAUGUGGAGCAGCGACAGCGACGAGACGGUGGUGGAGGGCUCGGUGACGGAGAGCGAUGUGGAGGACGAGGAGUUCCGCAGGAGGAGGUUAUUUGUUUUUGAUAAGGACAUGGAUUUAACAGCAGAAAUGAAAAAGAAUGAAGGAGUUUGCUCUCCAGAAAUCGCUUUUAUGCAUAUAGCUCACGAUCAUAUGUAUGGACUAAAAGUAAAACAGAUUUCACAGAAAACAAGUUAUGAAGGUCUCUCUCCAGAAACAAGCCUGCAUCCAGAUGCCUUUCUGGAGGAGGUAAUAGCAGUUUCAAAGGAACAGACACCACAAGAUUUAUUUUCACAUGCUUUAGAAGAUUGCCAGAGAACCUGCAUGACCGUGAUUGACACAGAUAACAGUGUAAAAGAACAAUCCUGUAAUAAUGAUACAGAUCUAUCAUUGGCAACGCUGGGAAAUGUUUUCACGGAACCACUAGCACUCCCUGAACAGAGCAUAGAGACUGCUGAACUUGAAGUCAGUGAUUUGUUGAAACCUCUCAGUGAUUCCGAGAGUCCUAAAAUGAUAAACCAAUUGCAUGACAUAUUAGACUACCAGGGUCAUGUCUUUUCCAGUGAUAUAUCAGCAGAUGAGAACAGUGAUGCCCUUCCAGUAGAGCUUGUGACAGCUCUGAAUUCCUUGUCAGGGUCUGUAAUACAGUCUGACAGUCCUGUAGCACCAAACAAGAGACAGCUUACCGCUGAGGAAGAGCAGUUAAAUUCGGAACCCAGUACUCCCCAGCAAGAUGAUGACUGUACACAAAUAACAAACCUGUCGGAGCCUCAGCUUCCUACGAUUCACAUGGAAGAAAUAAAAGCCUUAACAGGAUCUAACUUGCAGAGGACAACAAAUGAGCAACUUGAGGGUGAUCAGCAGAAAGGGAAAGAAGCAAUUUCAGAUUAUUGGAGUGCCAUCUCUAAUGAAAAACAAAAUGAGGAGGGAAGUUUGCAUUCAGUGGAGGCUGUUGUAUGUGCAGAAACCAAUAAAACAGCAUCAGGGAGAACAAUGCAGCUAGAAAAGUCCUCCUCAAUAAAGUGCAGAGAUAGUAUUUCCUGUCAUCACCACACACUGGAAGAGACACAGCAGAGUAUGUCUCACAAUCACAAUACAACAAGAAACAAACCCAAGGAUUUUAGGUAUGACGAAGUCAUGUGCAGUAUUCUCAAAUUUUUCUUUUUAUUAAUCUAACAAAUGUAAUUCAUACAGACUGCUCAUUCCUCACAUUAGUGAUUUUAGGUGAUCCAAAAGUAAAGGUUUUCCUUCUAUUUAAAGAUCUGGAAGUCGGUUUCUUUACUGAUUUACCAUUUAUUCAGUACUGCCUAAGCUAGCAUAUAUCCUAGCAUGCUAUUAGAAACUUCAUUUUAAAAUCAAAUAUGUUAACCUUCUUAGGUCUAUCACAAAUACCAAUUAAUAUAGGAAAUAAAAUACUUGUUUUGAUUCUAAACAAAUCUCUUGUCAGUAAAAUUCAGAAACCUGCUUCUAAAGGCAAGGAAGAUCUAGAAACCAACAUGUACCAAGAAAUAACUACCAAUGAGGAUAAAAAUGCUGAGGUGAUAAGGAGAAGCAAAAGAAUCAAAGAUAAAAUGAGUAAGAUAUUC
Anas platyrhynchos (mallard) is the source of this 1915-nucleotide messenger RNA. The record is from RefSeq and is a predicted model, not a curated record. NCBI's taxonomy places the organism in Eukaryota, Metazoa, Chordata, Aves, Anseriformes, Anatidae.